Molecule: messenger RNA, 1836 nt
Organism: Penicillium alfredii
Lineage: Eukaryota; Fungi; Ascomycota; Eurotiomycetes; Eurotiales; Aspergillaceae
Product: putative proline--tRNA ligase AIM10
Exons: 7
Biological process (GO): prolyl-tRNA aminoacylation
Cellular component (GO): mitochondrion; cytoplasm
Molecular function (GO): proline-tRNA ligase activity; ATP binding
Source: RefSeq, a predicted model, not a curated record
AAGCGACUGCUAUUGGGUGUGCGCGUCCAGCAUCGCGGUCUUCAUUAUGAUGGCCGUAACAGAGUGUCGAAUUUUUGGAUUCCCACCGGGGGUAUUUCCAAGAAGACAGCCAAGGGUGAAACAGAGGACGCGAACGACCUAUUAAUAAGAGCAGGCUUCCUGCGGCAGGCCUACUCGGGAGUUUUUCAUCUCCUUCCACUCGGAUUGCGAGUGCAGGAGAAACUAGAGCGCCUCAUUGACAAGCAUAUGCGCUCACUGGGCGCAUCGAAGGUCUCUCUAUCAUCAAUAUCGUCGCAGGAGCUUUGGGAACAGUCUGGCCGACUGACAGAGGGCUCAGAGCUAUUCCGAUUCAAAGAUCGAAAAGAUGCUCGAUUACUCCUGGCUCCAACGCAUGAAGAGGAAAUCACCACUCUUGUAGGGAGCCUCACAACUUCCUACAAGAAUCUCCCAUUACGAGUAUAUCAAAUAAGCCGCAAGUACAGAGAUGAGCCACGGCCAAGGCAGGGUCUUCUACGCGGCCGAGAGUUCGUCAUGAAGGACCUGUACACCUUUGACUACAGCACCGGGGAAGCACUCAAGACUUACCAAUCUGUCAAACAUGCUUAUACGCAGUUGUUUGACGAAUUAAAGAUUCCCUACCUGGUUGCGGCGGCUGAUUCAGGGAACAUGGGUGGUAGCCUCAGCCAUGAAUUCCACUUCAUCAGUCCCAAGGGCGAGGACCAAGUCGUCAGCUGCUCGCACUGUGGCCAUGUGUAUAACGAGGAGCUUGCAGAUGGAAAGACGCACACCUUCGAAGACUCGUCCGAAUCCCAUGCCGUAUCUGGUUUUCAGAUAGAGGACGUGCAAACUGAAGGGGGCCCCACUAUCUCGAAUGGUAUGUGGAUGGCUAUCUCCCAUGAUGGCAACACUCUUGUCCGGGGCUGGCACCCCAAAUACUCGAUGCAGGAUGGCUCCGCUGAGCCCGUGAAGCGGCAAAUCAACUCACAUGCUGUCAAGGCCAUCACCACCGCAGCCGGGAUCGACCUUGAUCUGAGCGUGGAAAGCCCACUCGAGAAGUGGGCGGCGCACGUUCGAUCCCGCAACUCCUCCACUCACCGGCCGCGCGUCUUGGACCUGUACGACUCGCAAGUCCGAGUAUACCAGCGUCCACCGCUGAGCGAUCUCCUCCAAGAAGUCGGCUGCACCGCCGCAGACCUCGAAUACUCGAUGCUGGACCGGUUCCCGGGCACCCCGAACAAACUCAGUCUGGUUCGGGUCCAUGACGGGGACCAAUGCUCACAAUGUGCGCAUGGAUCAUUGACGAGCCACUCGGCCGUCGAACUCGGGCAUACAUUUCACCUGGGAACGCGCUACAGCAAGGCGCUGAAUGCUUCUGUGACAGUCAACCCUGCCGUUCUCGAGGGAUCUUCAUCUGGCAAGGAACAGAUCGUGCCGAUGCAGAUGGGUUGCCAUGGCAUUGGGGUUUCCCGUAUGAUUUCGGCCGUGGCGAACCGCCUGGUUGAUUCCAAGGGUCUUAACUGGCCUCGUGCGAUGGCGCCGUACGACGUCGUGGUUGUUCCGGGCAAGGGCCUGGAGUCAGUGGCUGACCAGGUGUACGAUCGCCUCACCUCCCGCACCUCCACAUCGGUGGAUGCCAUCCUGGAUGACCGGGACAAGGGUAUGGGCUGGAAGCUGGGAGAUGCCGACCUGAUUGGAUACCCGGUGAUUGUUGUUGUCGGCAAUGGGUGGAAGAAACAGCAGACACUGGAGGUACAGUGUCGUCGGCUGGAUUCGAAGCAGGAUGUGUCCUUGCAUGAGCUGCCCGCAGUUGUUGAGUCUCUACUGGCGCAGCUGUGA